AUGCUGCCCUGCAGACGCAGCCGCAGCCGCAGUGCCCGCCGAAAAAUCCUGGACGGCCUGAUUGACAGGGGCGACAUUCGCAGCAGCGAUGUUGACAACCGAGCCAUGGAUGCCCUGGAAGACCUGGGCGAUGCCGCUGCCACAAACGCUGUGGAACGCUUCGCAGAAGCAAACUUCUCGCGCAUCAACAACAAGAAUGGCUUCUUGAUGGGCAUCAUCCGCAGGGUGCAAGAGGACGGCCCAGAUCGGGGCAACGUUGACCUGGACAUCCUGCCGCGGUCUGUGCGAUACAAGCUCCGCGACAUUAUGGAUGAUGGUCGCAUCGGCAAGAACGAUAUUGAUGCUCGCAUGCUGAAGGCACUGGCAGACCUGCCAGUGGACCUCGGCAUUGAAGCCGUGGACAAGUUUGCCAUGGCUAGCCUUGACAGCGUCCGCAGCAAGACCGGCUUCAUGAUGGGGAUCAUCAAGCGCAUUCAGGAGGACCUCUCUACACGCUACCGCGGACGCGACACUUAUGACAGGCACGCAGUGUUCAUCCACUUUCAUUUGGUACUGGCACCCUUGCAUGCCAAGCACCUUGCUCAACAUGCCAAUAACCGCUGA
Messenger RNA from Coccomyxa subellipsoidea C-169, 603 nucleotides. RefSeq lists its product as hypothetical. The transcript is spliced from 6 exons. The record is from RefSeq and is a predicted model, not a curated record. Bases 1 to 603 code for a protein of 200 amino acids. NCBI's taxonomy places the organism in Eukaryota, Viridiplantae, Chlorophyta, Trebouxiophyceae, Coccomyxaceae.